Girardinichthys multiradiatus is the source of this 8633-nucleotide messenger RNA. RefSeq names its product ATP-binding cassette, sub-family A (ABC1), member 7 (gene abca7). The transcript is spliced from 50 exons. Gene Ontology annotation, molecular function: lipid carrier activity; ABC-type transporter activity; ATP hydrolysis activity. Bases 279 to 7403 code for a protein of 2374 amino acids. Gene Ontology annotation, biological process: transmembrane transport; lipid transport. Gene Ontology annotation, cellular component: membrane; intracellular membrane-bounded organelle. The record is from RefSeq and is a predicted model, not a curated record. NCBI's taxonomy places the organism in Eukaryota, Metazoa, Chordata, Actinopteri, Cyprinodontiformes, Goodeidae.
CUGACAGAAACAUGGGGAAGUCAAUGUCAAUCUACCCGGUGUGGCUCAUAUAUUUACAGAAAUGUCAUUUUGACUACAGAUUGACACCUUGGAGUGCAAUUCGUGCUUUUUUCCCAUUUUAAAGCAGCUUUCAGAAUAAGUCUGUAAACGCGAAUAUAGUAUCACUAUGAGAUGCUAGGAAGAGGAAGCUAGCAUUACCCAAUCAAGAAUUUACUGCUUUGCUUCCGAGUUUAUUGUUUACCAAGAAGAACGUCAUGGUACGGUAACAACUGGAAGCAAUGGGUUUUAUCCGGCAGCUCUACCUCCUCCUCUGGAAAAAUAUCACAUACCGCAGGCGGAACAAGAUCCAGCUGCUCAUCGAGCUCCUCUGGCCUCUCUUCCUCUUUGUCAUCCUCAUCUCUGUUCGUCACUCAGACCCUCCUUACAAACAAGGCCAAUGUCACUUCCCAAACAAAGCCUUGCCGUCGGUAGGCACCAUGCCCUGGAUUCAAAGCAUAAUCUGCAACAUCAACAACCCCUGCUUCCACAGCCCAACGCCGGGGGAAACACCGGGCCAAGUGGGAAACUUUGACAACUCCAUACUGUCUCGUCUUUUUGUGGAUACUCAGGCAGUUUUGUCCUACAGUGGCAACCGAAGCUUCUUCACCUUUCAGGAGCUGAUGGGAAGUGUCCGACUCCUGGGGGAAAGAUUUGGAUCAUUUCCAAGUCUCCCAGUUAAGGAAUACCUGAGACCCAAUGAGACGUUGUCCAGUUUUCUCCUGACUAACGGCAGCCUGUCGUCUUCAACUGUGGACCAGCUGAUGAAGGCUCACCUUAAUUUUCAGGCUCUAUUAACUGGAGCCCAGACGCCGCUGAAAGUCUUGGUGUGCAAUGCAACCAUUGUGGGACAGUUUCUGGUCGUAGACGGAGGUGCAGCCGACAUGACGGCUCUCCAGACUGAGCUCUGUGAGCUUCCAGCUGAUGUCCUGCGGGAUGCUGAGCGCCUUUUCCUCUCUCAGCUUGAUGUGACCAAGUUCCUAACAAGAGACCGUCUAAUCGCCAGUGCUGAGGAGCUCAGGAUUGUCAGUCAGGCCAUCACCUCAGUUUCCCAGGAGCUCGCUGUCCUUAUAGAUGAUUUGUCCUCCCUUUCUAGUUUUGCAGAAAUGAAUGAAGCUCUUAGUCUUCUGUAUCCUGAAAGUCGCACAGCUCUGCCCAGCGAAAGCUUUAGAGCAUUUUCAACGAUCAUGUGUGGUCACCCCAAAAUUGGCGGAGAACGCAUCCCGUCGCUCAACUGGUAUGAAGACAAUAACUUCAAGUCGUUACUGGGCAUAAACGGCACAGAGGAUGAGGUGCUCGACAGCAACAACAAGACGACACCUUUCUGUAGAAGUUUGAUUCAAAGUCUGGAGUCAAAUCCUCUGUCUCGCAUCGUAUGGCGAGGAAUUAAACCUCUGUUCAUUGGAAAACUGCUGUACACACCGGACACUCCUGCAGUCCGACAAAUCAUGAAGGAGGUGAACAAAACGUUUGAAGACCUUCAGAUUCUUCAGGAUCUAAAUGAUGCCUGGAUAGAAGUGGGACCACAAAUCAAGAACUACAUGGAGACCAGUGUGGAGAUUCGGCUGCUGCAGGAUUUGCUGAGGCGUCCAGAAAUUGCUGUUAUGGUUAAUAUGCGUUUGGAAAACACCACCUGGACGGCCUCACGGCUCGCUCGUUUCCUCUCCACACCCUCGCCGGACAACCUGAGGAAACCUGAAGCACCACUGACCUGGUUGGACGUCUACAAUAACAUUGGAAGCACUAUCGGCAUUCUUGCCCAAGUCACCAAGUGUUUCAGUUUGGACAAACUGGAGGGGCUGGGCACAGAGGGCCAGCUGAUUGACAGAGCUCUGGAGCUACUAGAGGACAGGCAGUUUUGGGCAGGUGUGGUUUUCCUGCUGCCCAACACGUCCUCAUCGGAGCUCCCGCCCCACAUCACCUACAAAAUUCGAAUGGACAUUGAUGAUGUGACCCGGACCAACAAGAUUAAGGACAGGUUUUGGGAUCCUGGUCCAGCUGCAGACCCAUUCAAUGACAUGCGCUAUAUUUGGGGCGGUUUUGUCUAUAUUCAGGACCUGGUUGAGAGAGCUGUGAACUAUGUUUUAACGGGAGUUAAACAGACCACCGGCAUCUACAUCCAGCAGAUGCCCUACCCCUGUUAUGUGGACGAUGUGUUCCUUCGAGUGCUCAACCGCUCCUUACCUCUCUUCAUGACUCUGGCAUGGAUCUACACGGUGGCCAUGAUUAUUAAAGGCAUGGUGUAUGAGAAGGAGGCGAGGCUGAAGGAAACCAUGAGGAUAAUGGGUCUCAGCACAGGAACACUGUGGCUCAGCUGGUUCAUCAGCAGCUUGGUCCCCUUCCUGAUUUCUGCUGUGCUUCUUAUUGGUCUGCUCAAGUGGGGCGAUAUAUUGCCUUACAGCGACCCCACUAUUGUCUUUUUUUUCCUCAUGGCAUUUGCCACUGCUACCAUCAUGCAGUGUUUCCUCAUCAGCACCUUUUUCUCCAAAGCCAACCUAGCUGCUGCCUGUGGAGGGCUCAUCUACUUCAGCCUCUAUCUGCCCUACGUGCUGUGUGUCGCCUGGCGAGACCACCUCACCUUCACACACAGGGUCCUGGCUAGUUUCCUGUCUCCUGUGGCCUUUGGUUUUGGCUGUGAGUAUUUCUCCCAGUAUGAGGAGCAAGGCGUGGGGAUCCAGUGGUACAACCUGCGGGACAGCCCUGUGGAAGGGGACACGUACAGCUUUACCACCUCCAUAAAUAUGCUUUACGUGGAUGCCUUUAUCUACGCUGCUGCAGCCUGGUACAUUGAAGCAGUGUUUCCUGGUCAGUAUGGCAUCCCCAGGCCUUGGUACUUCAUCUUCCAGCUCAACUUCUGGGGUGGGAUUCCUUUAGAAGUAGGCAUGCCCAUCCCACCGGCACCUGCAGACCAGGAUGAAGAUCACAUUGAAACAGAACCCAAUAAUAUGAAUCUUGGAGUGAACAUUAAAAACUUGGUGAAAAUCUACAAGAAGGGCGGGAAAAUGGCUGUCAACCAUCUCAACCUGAAGUUUUAUGAGGGGCAGAUCACUUCCUUCCUUGGCCACAAUGGAGCUGGCAAAACCACCACCAUAUCCGUCCUAACUGGGCUGUUCCCUCCCACCUCUGGGACUGUGUACAUCAAGGGUAUGGACAUCCGCUAUGACAUGGACAUCAUCCGAAAGACAUUGGGGGUGUGUCCACAGCACAAUGUCCUCUUUGACAUGCUCACAGUGGAGGAGCAUGUGUGGUUUUAUGGUUGUCUGAAGGGCCUGUCUGAAGAAAAGGUGAUGGCUGAAAUUAGCGUUUUGCUAGCUGACGUCGGCCUUUUGCACAAACGGCAUGAUCAGACCAAAAACCUCUCUGGUGGCAUGCAGAGAAAGCUGUCUGUCGCGAUCGCUUUUGUUGGGGGCUCCAAAGUGGUUAUCCUGGACGAGCCCACAGCUGGCGUCGAUCCUUACUCCCGCAGAGGGAUCUGGGAUCUGUUGCUCAAAUAUCGUAAAGACCGAACCAUCAUUCUGUCUACUCACUACAUGGAUGAGGCUGAGCUGCUAAGUGACCGGAUUGCCAUCAUCUCCAAGGGGAAGCUCUGCUGCUGCGGAUCGCCGCUCUUUCUCAAAUCCAAGCUGGGAUCUGGUUACUAUCUGACUGUGGUGAAGAGGGAAGAAAUAAGCACCAGCACUCCCAGUAAUUCCAGUAUCUGCACCAGUGCCAGCACCAGCACCACCAGGCUCCCUCCUUUUGUAAAGGACAGUGAGUCAUCACUGAGUGAAGACACUGGACUGGGAAGUGAGGAGAGCAGCUCCUACCUGGCAGCCUUGCUGGCGCUGGUGCAGCAGCACGUCCCCGGAGCGAGGUUAGUGGAGGAGUCUAAAAGAGAAGCUGUGAUCAAUGUACCGCAAGCAGCCGCCAAGGAUGGCAGUCUGGCUGUCUUCCUUUCCGAACUGGACCAGAGGCUUCCAGAGCUGGGCAUCAGCAGCUACGGCCUGUCAGAUAGCACACUAGAAGAGAUCUUUCUUCGGGUGGCGGAAGAAACGGGUGUGGAUGCUGAUCCAGCUUCGCAGCAGCCAACAGAACCGUCCAGUGGCCAGCGGCCAUCAGUACAAAAAGAUGAGGAUCAACCUGCUGAAGAACCAGAAUCAGGAAGGAAAAGGGCUCGUAAGAAAGAACCACAGGAAACGGAUCUACUGAGCGGAGAUGGCCAAGGUUUGGUGCCCCUGACAGGCUGGUGGCUGACAUGGCAGCAGCUCAGAGCUCUCUUCGUCAAACGCUGGCUUUACGCUCGGAGGAGCCGCAGAGGGCUUUUUGCGCAGAUAGUUCUGCCUGCUGUGUUUGUGCUGAUCGCUCUGCUCUUCAGCCUCAUCGUUCCUCCAUUCGGGAAGUACCCCGCCCUGGAGUUGCAGCCCUGGAUGUACGGAGAGCAGUACACCUUCUUCAGCAACGAUGCUCCUGGAAACCCAGCUAUGGAAAACCUGCUGGAAGCUUUGCUAGACCAGCCAGGUUUUGGCACAAGGUGCAUGGAGAGAGAGGAGGAGGACAACAGCACGAGUCCUCAGUGUGACGCUGAGAGGGGUGGCCCCUUCAUCCGGCCUCAGAUAUCGUUCUCCACCUGGCAGAUGCUGAAUCGAGGGAACUGGAGCAGAGACAGCCCUUCACCAGAAUGUCAGUGCAGCACGGAGGAGACCCGCCGGAUGCUUCCAGAGUGCCCGGACGGCGCUGGUGGGAUUCCUCCUCCUCAGAUGAAGAGAGGGACUGGAGAUAUUCUUCAGAAUCUGACAAAGUAUAACAUCUCAGAUUACCUGGUGAAGACCUACUCGCAAAUCCUGAAGAAAAGCCUAAAAACCAAGAAGUGGGUGAACGAAUUCAGAUAUGGAGGCUUCUCUCUUGGAGGCAGGAACACCCAGAACGUAUCUCAGGUCCAGCAUCUUCAAGACUCUGUCAUGGCCAUCAGAACUCGUUACCAAGUCUCUCAGAACAGUUCACUGGAUCAACUGCUAAAGAAGCUUCCAGAGUUUUUGGGAGGAAUGCACAGUGAAAACAAUGUCAAGGUGUGGUAUAACAACAAGGGCUGGCACGCCAUGGUGUCAUUUGUCAACGUGAUGAAUAACGGGCUGCUGAGAGCGAGUCUGCCGCCAGGACCAGAGAGGAGGAGACAUGGCAUCACUGUUUAUAAUCACCCACUCAACCUCACCAAGGAGCAACUUACUGAGAUAGCAAUGAUGACCACAUCAGUGGACGUUUUGGUUUCCAUUUGUGUGGUCUUCGCCAUGUCCUUUGUGCCGGCCAGUUUUGUCCUUUUCCUGAUUGAGGAGCGAGUCAGUAAAGCAAAACAUUUGCAGUUUGUCAGCGGGGUCAAACCAAUCCUCUACUGGUUGUCCAACUUCGUCUGGGACAUGCUUAACUAUUCUGUCCCAGCCAUGAUGGUUGUGCUGAUCUUCAUCAGUUUUCAGCAGCAGUCGUACGUCUCCGAGACCAACCUGCCGGCUCUUAUCCUUCUGCUACUCUUCUACGGGUGGUCCAUAACUCCACUGAUGUACCCAGCAUCUUUUGUUUUCUCCGUACCAAGCACAGCUUAUGUGGUUCUGACCUCCGUCAACCUUUUUAUUGGCAUUAACGGGAGCAUCGCCACCUUUGUCUUGGAGUUGGUUGUAGAUGAGCAUCUGAACGAGGUCAACAGGAUCUUAAAGAAAGUGUUUUUGAUUUUCCCACAUUUCUGCCUGGGACGAGGUCUUAUUGACAUGGCUAAAAACCAAGCUAUGGCAGACGCCUUCCAGAGACUGGGAAGCAAACAGACUCUUGACCCUCUUCAGUGGGACUUUGUGGGGAAGAAUCUGUUUGCGAUGGCAGCUGAAGGUGUUAUCUUUUUCAUCUUCACCAUACUCCUGCAGUAUAAGUUUUUCAUUUACUUCAGGCCGUGGUGGAACAAUCCUCAGCUUCCUCCCCUUGGUCCAGAGGAUGAAGACGUGGCGAGAGAGCGUGAGAGAGUGAAAAGUGGCAAGGCCCAAUCUGAAAUCCUCACCAUGAUAGAUCUGAGCAAGGUUUAUAAAGCAGGCAAAAAGCCAGCUGUGGAUCGACUUUGCCUCGGGAUUCCCCGCAGUGAGUGUUUCGGCCUGCUCGGGGUGAACGGAGCAGGAAAGACGUCCACAUUUCGUAUGCUGACGGGAGAUACGCCCAUCACACACGGAGAGGCUUUCCUCAGCCAGCACAGUGUGCAGACAGAGAUGGAGCGUGUCCACCAGUUGAUGGGUUACUGUCCACAGUUUGAUGCCAUCAGUGAUCUGCUGACAGGUCGGGAACAUCUUGAGCUUUACGCUCGCUUGAGGGGGGUGCCAGAGGAGUCUGUUACUAAGGUGGCUCAGUGGGGGGUGAAGAAGCUGGGUUUGACUCAGUAUGCAGAGCAGGCGGCUGGAGGAUACAGUGGAGGCAACAAGAGGAAACUUUCCACAGCUAUUUCCCUCAUUGGGGCUCCCCCUGUUAUAUUUCUGGAUGAGCCUACCACUGGAAUGGACCCAAAAGCCAAAAGAUUUUUGUGGAACUGCAUCCUUAGUGUCACAAAAGAAGGCCGAGCUGUCAUACUCACCUCCCACAGUAUGGAAGAGUGUGAGGCUCUUUGCACAAGAAUGGCCAUCAUGGUGAACGGCAGAUUUCAGUGUCUGGGGUCGGUGCAGCACCUGAAGAAUCGAUUUGGAGAUGGAUACACCAUCAUCCUCCGUCUGGCGGACACCAAGUUGGACGCUGACUCCUGUCCAGUUGACACCUACAUGAGGACGUCUUUUCCCAUCAUUGAGCUGAAGGAGAGACAUAAGAGCGUGCUGCAGUACCAGCUGCCAUCACACGCUUGCUGCCUGGCCCGCGUCUUUGAUGUUCUAGCCAACAACUACGAGGAGCUCGGCAUCGUUGACUUCUCCAUCUCGCAGACCACCCUGGAUCAGGUGUUUGUCAGCUUUGCAAAGGAACAGACUGAUGACGACUGUCUCACAGAUGUGGUUGCCGAUAACGGUGCAGCACGGCUAAACCUUCCCACCAGAAUAAAUCCUCCCAUCAUCCAGUCUCAACAGCCCACAAAACCUCGUCAGCAGAGGAAAUCUUCACAGCUUCCAGCCAAAGCACCCAAAAGCGAUCCAAAAGGAAGCAAACCAAAGACGGCAAAAGCCAGAAAGAUCCGUUCUAACGGGGAAACGAGCAGCAGUGUGCCUAUGAGCAGAUUACCUCAGGCAGAGGAGAAGGGUCCAGAGUCGGACAGCAGUAACGGUGGAGUUCAGAGGGAGUCCAGCAAAGCUCACAGGUCAAAACACAGAGAUGAGAGCUCCAGCAAAGAUCCUGCUACGCUCUUUAUAGUCGGCACCAAUUCACAAGAAAGCUCACUGUAAAGUGGUGCAACACAAAGUGGACCAAAGACGAACAGAAACAUUUUUUACUUCCUAGACAUUUAUCUGUAUGCUGCAGAGUUCACAGCAUCAUGACAAACUGUCCAGAGUGUUUGUCAGAAGUGAACAAUGUUCUUCCUUUCAAUGGCUUUGGUGCCUUGCUCGUCUCGUCAUAAACCUUUAGCUUUAUACCUGUUAAAAAAAGCAACCUGAAAAUAUCUGUUUCAUCUUUCUAAAGUAAUGUUCUGCUUAUCCUGAAAGAAUGCUAUGCAGGGCUGAGUGCAGAAACGGUGAGUUUCUUUCUCAGGUCUCAGUCAGUUGAUCUUUCCUAGUUUUAUUUUUUUUUUUCCAGAGAGCACUUUAUGCAAGAUGCUGCAAACUAUCAAACAGUAGCGGAUCAAUAUGUUACGUGUCCUUAUUAUAGGGAUUUUAUUUAGUAGAUGUCUUGCGGCUGUCGAAGGUUAUUACAGGAGAGUUUACUGCGGAUUUUACCUGUGUUUUAUAACUACAAUUUUGUCAUACAUGUCUUUUUUAUUUAUAUAUUUAUGCUGUGAGGUUUGUAGUUACUGUUCAAUAGAGGCUGUCAUUUAAAUGUUUUUGUUUUAAUAAUUUAAAUUAUUUUUCCAUCUUUCUGUAUGCUACACAUUUAUGAAUGAUGUAGUCUGGAAAAGCUCCAGUAACACCGAUGUGGUUCCUUAUUGAUUUAUAUAAGCAAUUUCAAGCCAAACUGUCCAACUCCAACCAAUGAUUAAGUGCUGAUCAGUAUAAAAGCGCUGGUGAAACAAAUACAUUUUAAAAGGACAAUUGUUUUAUUGAAAAUGUGUUACUUUUCUGACUAAGCUCAGUUCACUGCUGAAUGCCUGAAGAACUGUGAUGCAUUUAAAAAAUAUUGUUACUGUAAUGUUUAAGACUAAGAAUAAGUAUUAGUGGGCUUUAAUUCCAAGAUCUCCAUUAAAUUUAAGUUUAAAUGUGGAGCUGUCAGAGCUGAUUUCUUCUGCUCUUUUUAUGUUUUUUUUUCCUGUUUUGUCCUUAACUGCUGCAUGUCAAACCAAAUAAAGCUGGAUGUGAAAUUUUACAGUAAAAGCUUGCACUACUAAAUGUAAACUUCUACUUGAAAAAAAAAAUUAUCUGCUGUAAAUCCUAUCCUGAUAUCAUGAUGAUAUAGAAAAAAACCUGAAAGCUGUUCUGAUUGUAUUAUUCUGGAAGGGAAUAAAAGUAUUUGAUUUAUCGACA